Messenger RNA from Aquila chrysaetos chrysaetos, 2597 nucleotides. RefSeq names its product RERG like (gene RERGL). The record is from RefSeq and is a predicted model, not a curated record. Lineage: Eukaryota; Metazoa; Chordata; Aves; Accipitriformes; Accipitridae. Gene Ontology annotation, molecular function: GTP binding; GTPase activity. Bases 99 to 713 code for a protein of 204 amino acids. The transcript has 5 exons.
GGGAGGAGGCGGGCAGCUGGGCGGUGUCGCCGGGGGGCCGCGCCCGGCCCCGGCGGCUAUAAAGAAAUGGAGGCCGCGGGGUGCGGCGCGGCGCCAGCAUGGCCGAGGUGAAGCUGGCCGUGCUGGGCGGUAGCGGAGCCGGCAAGUCGGCGCUGGCGGUGCGGUUCCUGACCAGGCGGUUCAUCGGAGAGUACGCGUCCAACGCCGAAUGCAUCUACACUAAACACUUAUGCCUGGAUGGGAGGCAGAUACACUUGGAAAUUUAUGACCCUUGUUCACAGCCACAGCGGGGGAAGCUCUCCCUCACAGACGAGCUCCACUGGGCUGAUGGAUUUAUCAUUGUUUAUGACAUCAGUGACAGAGCAUCAUUUGCAUUUGCUAAAGCUUUGCUGUACAGGAUCCGAGAGUCUCACAUAGGAGGUUGUAAAAAAAUGGUCGAGUCGUCAGUAUUUUUGGUUGGUAAUAAACAGGAUUUAUGUCACAUGAGGGAAGUUGGCUGGGAUGAAGGACAGAAGCUGGCAACAGAUAACAAGUGCCAAUUCUGUGAACUGUCUGCAGCAGAACAUUAUCAGGAAGUUGUGGCAAUGUUCAUGAAAGUCCUGAGGAAUAUCACCUCAAAUUUCAAAGCGAAGGAAAAGAGACGACCAAGUGGAUCAAAGUCAAUGGCCAAGUUAAUCAACAAUGUGUUUGGAAAGAGAAGGAAAUCUGUGUAAAAGAUGGUUAGUCUUGAAAUAGGAACAAGCUGAAAUAAUGGAGCACAGGCAGCUCUUGGGAUUCAGUCAAAUUCCUCCAAAGGUCAAUGUCUGGAGGAAUAAGACAGUAGAAAGCAAAGGCAGGAGUUAGUAUGGUCAAGUGGACAGGGCCUAGACCUAAAAGACUUGACCUUCUAUUUCCAGUUCUACUACAGAUUUACUGUGUUAGGGCUAUGUCAGUUAAACUCUAAGCUGCUCCUCUCACCCUUUAUCUCAUAAGUUCUUCAAGGAGAGUUUCAGUCUGUAUUUAUUCAAUACCAACAUGGUCUUGGAUAGAGCUUCUAGGUGUGGCUGAAGUAUAAACAGUUAUUCUGAUAAACCCAGCCCUGCUGAUCAAAAUUUUACUUCAGAAUUCUGAGAAGUAGUUGUUUUUUGGACAAGAACACUUGCACUAAAAAGAAAAGCAAAAUACUGCUGCUUCAUGUGAUAAUGUAUUUGUAUUUUACUCAAGAAAGGAUGGCUCAGAUCCUUGUGUGCCUAAAGGUGCCUAACACUUGCUGAAAUUCAUGUGAAUUAAAUGCUUAGACACCAAAUCUACAAAAGAUAUUUACCUGCAAAGCUGCCUUGCAGAGGCACCAGAAGUAGGGAAGCAGAUAAACAAAGCAGUAUUGUCUCCUGUUUCAGUAUCUUUUUUUUUUUUUUUUUUUUUUUUUGAGUGAUGAUAGAAUGUAGAGAGGGUUGAGGAGGAUGGGAGCUUAAAUGUUGGUGAAAUGUUAGUCAGUGAGCAUUGGACUGUUUUGGCAAUUUCAUUGUUCAGUGAAAUAAUUUUAUGGCUAGGGACAGCGUAACUUCUUGGGCUGAUCCCUUUCACAGAGCAGUUUUUGUGGGCUGUAACAAAGUUUCCUUACCUGUAAGGUGGAUGUGCCUGUUCAAUUUUAGAUGGGAGGGGAAGCUUGAAAAGCACAUGGACUGGUAUAGAGCACAAGUUCUUUAGGAUAUCUGCCUGGAUUUAAAGGUCAGCCUGCUGGUAAGACCUGUGCACCUAACUUACAUAGAGAGUUUUUCCUAAGGACCAAUGUCUUUAAAACUAGUCAUCGCUAUGGUAUUGAAAUGCCACUUGAGAGACCACUAAGCAAUAUGUUAGCUACACUUUUCAAAUGUGGAUAUUAAACAUCAGACAGGUCUAAAUAUGUUGUCAAUUGACAUUCAGAGCUCUUACUGUAGACAACUAAAUAAGGGCUUAGCCCAGCGUGUUUGAAAGUGCUGUGCUCAUACAGAAAUUAUGAAAGGGAAGAGCAGUGACCUGAAGACGAAUUACUGCCUCCUACCCAUUCCAGAGGACAGCUGGGAUUCAGUCUUUGUAAGUUGCUGAGUUGAAGCCUACCUCUGCUCUGAUAUUUUACCUGCAUUGAAACUAGUAAGAUUACUUUAUCAGUCACAGCAGAAUACUGAUUUUCAAAUGUCCUACCCCAUAACAUAAAAAAACUAUAUAAUCUUAGCAUUACUGUUGUAAAAUAAAACUAAAGCACAUUUUAAUAAGCGUUGACCAAAGAUCACUUCAUUAUUUAAGGAAAAGAUACUGUUUAUUUCACCUGUUUUAAGACUACAAAUAUUGGAAUACAGUUCUCAGUGUUGACAGGCACAGUGUUGCUUUAUUUCUAUGCAGAUGCUGCUCUGCCAUAUCAGGAGUAGUGUAUUUAACUGUAUUGUCAAUAUCUAUGAGGCUGAACUUGAAGACUACUCAUUUACACCCUUCAGCUUUCUAGCACACAUGGAAUUCCAGAACUACUAACAGACUGUCAAUCUGUCAGGUAGCUGUAUCUUGCUGGCUCUAGCAUUGCCAGAUUCAAGAACUCUUAUCUGUAUUUACUGCUAUGGUAUUAAAUAAACUGGAUAUGAGAUGGA